AUGUCAGCUAUUGGCAGCAUGUCCGAAUCAGCGAAAACAGUUUUUCAGCCUUUACAUGAGUCAAUUCGCAACAAGCUCGAUCCCGAAUAUGUGAAACUGCAUGAUGACAUUCUACAGUACUGCCAACCCAGCGAGUCAGAGCCAUGGAGUGCAGAUAUUAGAUUUCGACCUAGUCUCGUCGGAUUUGCGAGCCCAAAAAUCGCCGAAAUUGGCAAUGUUGUGGACAUCAACGUUGAUGAAUAUCAAGUGCGAGUGUUUACUCCUGAGACCAAGGCGCCUGGCGGUGGAUGGCCAUGUUUUGUAUAUUAUCACGGGGGAGGCUGGGUGGUGGGUGGGUUGAACAGUGAAAAUGGAUUCCUUAGACACGUUUGUAAAUAUCUCAACUGCGUCGUCGUUUCAAUCAACUACCGCCAUGCGCCCGAACAUUGUUAUCCGGCGGCUAUCGACGACUCUUUUGCGGGAUUGAAAUGGGUGUUGGCACCGGAGACUGCGACGAGGUUGUCAAUCAAUACAUCAAAAAUAGCGGUUGGGGGACUUUCAGCGGGAGGCGGGUUGGCAGCAACCGUGUCGAUGAAGGCGGCCCUGGACGCUGGCAUUACGGAGCGGAUAGUCUGUCAAAUACUGAUCUGCCCGGUCAUUGAUAGCACAGCCACUGUCGACACUGCAUGGGCCACAUCGAAGCACUCUCCAUGGCUGACACCCUCACGCAUGACCUGGUAUCGAAAUAUGUACUUUCGCUCCGAGGACGAAAGACGGAACUGGGACGCCUCACCAUGUUUUGCACCGGAGGAAGCCCUGCAACAAAGUCCCAGCACAUUUCUUGCAAUUGCUGAAUGUGACUUGCUUGCACCAGAGGAUUUCCAAUAUGGACACGCACUACAGAAGCUAGGUGUUGACGUUGAUGCCCAAGUGUAUAGUGGAGCAACCCACUCCAUCCUGAUUCUAGCUGGCUUGCACAAGAUUGGUCAGAAAUUGAUCCACGAUGUUUGCUCUUCUCUGGCGAAAAAGUUCGACGUGCUAUAUGAUCGCGGUGUGGCGAUAUCGGCGGAUGCGGACCCUAAAUAA
Talaromyces marneffei is the source of this 1065-nucleotide messenger RNA. RefSeq lists its product as uncharacterized. The record is from RefSeq and is a predicted model, not a curated record. Gene Ontology annotation, molecular function: hydrolase activity. Lineage: Eukaryota; Fungi; Ascomycota; Eurotiomycetes; Eurotiales; Trichocomaceae. The transcript is spliced from 6 exons. The coding region runs from base 1 to 1065 and encodes 354 amino acids.